Malania oleifera is the source of this 1740-nucleotide messenger RNA. Its product is annotated as serine/arginine-rich splicing factor SR45-like. Gene Ontology annotation, biological process: mRNA splicing, via spliceosome. The record is from RefSeq and is a predicted model, not a curated record. Gene Ontology annotation, cellular component: cytoplasm; ASAP complex; nucleoplasm. Gene Ontology annotation, molecular function: RNA binding. The transcript has 12 exons. The coding region runs from base 153 to 1424 and encodes 423 amino acids. NCBI's taxonomy places the organism in Eukaryota, Viridiplantae, Streptophyta, Magnoliopsida, Santalales, Ximeniaceae.
AACUAAUUUGUCGAAUCUUUUAUUUUUAGAAACAACUAAGGCGAUGAAUACUACUGCUCUACUGGACGGGAGAAGCUGGCAUUCUGUCUGCUUUACUCCGCCGAAGCCUGAAGACUGCUAGGGUUUCUCGCCUCCCGCUGUGUGCCUUGGCCAUGGCGAAGCCAAGCCGAGGUCGUCCCUCUCCACCGUCUGGCUCACUUUCGGGCUCGUCCUCUCGCUCGCGCUCUCGAUCUCGUUCUCGUUCCUACUCUGGCUCCGACUCCCGCUCCUCCUCUCGCUCCCGAUCCCGCUCUCGCUCGCUCUCGCGUUCCCGCUCGCGCUCCAAAUCUUUAUCCUCGUCUUCCUCUCCUUCUCGUAGCGCCAGCUCUCGCAGCCGCAGCCCUCCAAAAAAAAGUCCUAUUGCAGCUGGCAAGCGAGGUCGCUCUCCACCACCACAAACUAAAAGAACUACGCCACCCCCAAGGAAAGUUUCACCAGUUGCUGAAUCUCUUACUCUUUGUAUCGAGCAGCUCACCAGGAAUGUGAACGAAGGCCACCUAAGAGAAAUAUUUAGUAAUUUUGGUGAAGUUGUGAACGUAAUGUUGGCAAUGGAUCGGACAGUUAAUCUUCCAAGAGGAUAUGGAUAUGUUGAGUUCAAAACUAGAGUUGAUGCAGACAGGGCUCUGUUAUACAUGGAUGGUGCACAAAUUGAUGGGAAUGUCGUUAAAGCUAAGUUCACAUUGGCUCCAAGGCAGAAGGCUUCAUCACCCACAAAGGUUGCAACUGUUCCAAAGAGAGAUGCUCCCAAGAAUGAUGAAGUUGAAAAGGAUGGACCAAAGCGGCAGAGAGAAUCUUCUCCCCGUCAGAAGGCCCUUUCUCCACCACCACGAAGAAGAUCCCCUGUAGGACAGCGAAGAGGUGGAUCUCCUAGACGACAGCUAGGUUCUCCUCCACGCAGGCGUGCAGAAUCUCCUGUUCGUCGACGAGUAGAUUCUCCUUAUCGCCGUGGUGACACACCUCCCAGAAGGAGGCCUGCAUCUCCAGCCAGGGGUCGUUCUCCUUCCCCACCAAGACGUCGCCGGUCACCUGCAAGGGUCUCCCCUCGAAGGAUGCGCGGUAGUCCUGUACGUAGACGUUCUCCCCUUCCUCCAAGGCGUCGUUCUCCUCCAAGACGAGCUCGCACUCCGCCUAGGAGGUCCCCAGUUAGACGUAGACGAAGCCGCUCUCCUGUUCGUAGGCCUGCUCGAUCACGUUCAAGAACAGCAUCGCCACGGAGAGGUCGAGCACCAGCAGUAAGACGUGGGAGAUCAUCGUCCUAUUCUGAAUCACCUAGUCCGCGGCGGGUAGUCAGAAAGGUGUCAAGAAGUCGAAGUCCUAGAAGGCCUUUAAGAGGAAGAAGCAGUAGCAACAGCAGCAGCAGCAGUUCUCCUCCUCGCAAACCAUAAGCAAUCCGUGAUUUGUGUGACAUUUGGUUCUCUUGUGAAAUUGGUGUAUUGGAAGCUUAUGAAGGAUGGUGUUUAUGAUACAUGUGACUAAUGUAAUGACGUUGUUUUAAAUCUUUUUCCAUCAGAAUGUAACAAGGGUGUGAUGUGCCUGGACCGCACAUUGCGCUAUAUCUUGGGUUUUCUAGUCCUUAAGAUUUGUCAGAAAUUUCAGAAUAUUUAGUUAAUCUUGAAUUUGUAGCCAGCAUUUUCAACUUGUGAUUUGCGUUAAUUUGUUUCGAUGUAAUUCACUACUAGAAAAAGAAAUAUUUUUGCCUUC